Adelges cooleyi (spruce gall adelgid) is the source of this 2472-nucleotide messenger RNA. RefSeq lists its product as uncharacterized. NCBI's taxonomy places the organism in Eukaryota, Metazoa, Arthropoda, Insecta, Hemiptera, Adelgidae. The record is from RefSeq and is a predicted model, not a curated record. The transcript is spliced from 8 exons. Bases 1635 to 2432 code for a protein of 265 amino acids.
UUGAACGAGGGGGGAAGUAGGGAUUGUCUGGUCCCUGGCAGCAACGGCGGUGGUGCCAUUAGACGUGAUCGAGGACGUAGGCAUUACAGUCGGCCUAACCCGUGCACAGCCGCCUUUAAUGGAGCCACAUUUAACGGCCAGGUGGUUGUGUACUCUGGGCUGGUGAUAAGGCCUUCGUCCUCGUCGCGGCGCAACCGUCGAGGUAUCCGGAAAACCCCACGUAGUAAACAUAAGUGACAUUUAUAAAUAUUAGAAACAUUUUCUUUUCUACAUUUAAUUUGAUUGAUGUUUUAGGCUGUUACCAGUGUGGGGUCGAUGGCCACCUCGCCAGGAACUGCUCGGCAUCAGGUCCGUUGGCAACUCAUUGUGGCAGUCCUACACCAAGUCCUGCUGGGGUGUCUCAGGUAUUGAUGUCACUGAACGAUCAUUCGGAGUGGACGAGUGAUUGUUUAGAGCGACGACGGAGACAGCAACAUCUGGGACACCGAAUGGGUCGACAACAGACUUGACGACCAUUGUGACCCAUCUGGAUAUUAACAAUCAGACGAGAAAUCCAGAUGGGGCAGACAAUCCACAACAGAAAGCUAGACGGAGGACAGUGAUCAAAAUGAUUUGUCUAUAAGGAAAAUCACACGCUAGCAAACAAAUUUAAAAUUUGGACAUUAGUGAUCAAAAUGAUAAGCUCAGAGAGUUAACGGAAAAAAAUAAGCAAAAAGAUGAACGAAUCACAUCACUUAAAGAACAAAUUAAAGCACUGGCUCAAAAAGUAUCAAACUUACAAUUAGAAAACCCUGUUUUGAGCCUUAACAAUGAAGAGUUUUAAGUGAUUCAUUGGGUUUAACAAAUUGGAUUCUAUUAUUGACCAAUUAAGUUUGUUAAAAUUAGGCAAUAAUGAGAAAAAAAACGUGAAUAUUGCAACAAACAACGCCGAAAAAAUUGAGUAAUGCUAAUUAUGCCUGUACUCGAAUUGCACCCAAAUUUAGUUGUUUGAGAGGGUACCUCAAGUCACACAUAUCACUCACAGUAUUUUCGAAAUUUGUAUUAAUUGUCCCGCUCUGGAAACGAGAUCGAACCAAGGUUAUACCAACAAAGUUGAUCAAUUUAGAUAAAUAAAUGUUUUUAUUUUUACUUUUUUUAAAGUGACUUAUAAAAAUAGUUUUUUAAAGACCUAUGUGAUUUAGUACUUGUUUUGCGAUGACUCGUUCUGGGCCGGAUUGCACUGCACCGACGGGGCGUCCGGUGUUCAGACAAUGGGAAAUACGACGCUAUAGAAAUCACAAUAAAGAUUAUUAUAGCUUAUGCACACUGCUCAAUUUGUAUUAAUUGUCCCGGUCUGGAAUCGAGGUCAAACGGAUAUACCAACAAAGGGAACCCGUUGAUAAAUUGAAGGGUCGAUGAAUACUAGCGUUUCUCGCAGGAUGGAUUAAUAAACGGCAAUAAUAGCCGGGACGACUUCGCCUGUCAAACAAUUAUUACUAGAGGGGUCGGCUGAGGUUUGUAUCACACGCCAGUUUUGGCAACCGUCAUUCGAUCACGAAGGUUUUACUCGUUCGGUCGCGAAUUUCUUUUGCACAUUUUUAGUGAAUUUCCCAUCAUAAAAACAGUUUCGUUUGUGUGUAUUCGACAACGUCAUCAUGUUCAAAAUCUAUAUUGUCUUAUCGGUUGCACUGCUAUUGCUUUCGUUGGACAUUGGUACCGCCACGGGUGGAUCUGGGCUUCAACACGAAUAUACUCACGACGACCAUGUUUAUGCCGUGCUAUCAGCAAACGUUGUCAACUUUACCAUCGUCGAUAACAACCAAUACGUCGAAAUUACAUUGUUAGUAGAAGGCGUAGGUCUCACGAAAGAUGUAAUGGUGCGUACGACUUCAGCUUUUAAGGGGCGUGGAUCAUUAUGCUUCACAGAUCAACAAUAUAAGUAUGCCGACUCCGAGAGAAACUCGUUUAAAAUAUUGCAAGCUAAUGGUACACGAAUGUAUUUAACCAACAAGUUGAAGAUCGAUGAAAAUGUCGUGGAAGGAAAGUUGUUCCUGUGCCUUAACAGACCACGGUUAUCGACCAGAAAUUCGUCACAUGGUCGUUGGGUACAUCAGGGUGAUUUUGGUUGGAUCGUCUGGCCUGUACCACCGAUGUAUCUGUUUAGUAGAUAUGCAUACGAAGUCACUGAACCUGCAAGUGAAUCUAACUCAUUUGAGACAACAACAAGCGACUAUGGAAAAAAAUACAAACAUCGCGGUAACAAGUUACAUUUUUUAAAUGACACGGCUUGGUCCUAUACAAAAAUGAACCGGACGAACACUUUAGUCACCGCUAAUGGCCUCAGGUGCAAAUUCCUCGUCAAAGCCGUUAAAAAGCCAAACUUAUUGGACGACUACAGCAAGUCGGAGCCCUCAAACCUUCAGCGUGAUACAGUUUAUUUAUGUGAGCACUAGUCGGCCGUAGCGGAUAAAUACAGAAAAAGCAAUAAUAGAU